Anneissia japonica is the source of this 2437-nucleotide messenger RNA. Its product is annotated as steroid hormone receptor ERR1-like. The coding region runs from base 166 to 1503 and encodes 445 amino acids. Gene Ontology annotation, molecular function: DNA-binding transcription factor activity; sequence-specific DNA binding; zinc ion binding. The record is from RefSeq and is a predicted model, not a curated record. NCBI's taxonomy places the organism in Eukaryota, Metazoa, Echinodermata, Crinoidea, Comatulida, Comatulidae. Gene Ontology annotation, biological process: regulation of DNA-templated transcription. The transcript has 7 exons.
AACAUUUCAUUUUACAUCAUUAAUACUGUAUAGCCUAACCUUUAGUCUCCACGUCUAUUUUCCCCGAAUACGUGAUCCUUCAUAUGUGGAGGGAGACUGAUAGCAAGUCGAUAUUCGGUCAUCUGGCUACAGUUUGCAUGAGGACGGUGGCUAUGUUUUUGAUGUAUGAUGUCAUCGCCUAUGAACAUCUGUAGAGAAAUCACCACUGCGCAUUUAACACUUCUUGAAGAGAAAUGCUCUAGCUCCAGCAGUAGUGAAGAUGAGGCAGAAAAAUCAGAAGAUAGUGAUGAAUUUCCCAUGGCAGCAUAUGGUAAUGUAAAAUCACCAGAAAUAGGUUUUACACCUAAAACAGGAAUGAAUGAUUCCUGUCCAAGUGUUGAAGGACUAGAGACAAAUUCACAAUCAACCGAGCCGCUGAAGACUCGUCGUUCUCAUAAGAAUGCAUCAACGGAUCGUGGUCUACUUGUUGAUUCGGAGAGUAGGCGAAGGUUGUGUGUUGUUUGUGAGGACUAUGCUUCAGGAUAUCAUUAUGGUAUAGCCUCUUGCGAAGCCUGUAAAGCAUUCUUUAAACGAACUGUUCAGGGGCAGAUCCAAUACACUUGUCCUUCCAAUAAUAAUUGUGAAAUCACAAAGAAGAGGAGGAAGACAUGUCAAAAAUGUCGAUAUCAAAAGUGUAUUAGAAUGGGAAUGCUGAUAGAAGGCGUGCGGCCGAACAGACUCAGAGGCGGGCGACAGAAAUACAGGCGGAAACCAGAAGAAACAGAUUUUGGACCAUCACCGAGUAAAAGACCAAAACCUAAGAAAUUAAAUGAGUUGACUCAGUUGCUAUUGAGAAUAGAUGCCCCGAUGGUCAAGCUAGAAAUCGACCCGACGCUUGAGGACAAGGAUCCUACAUAUCGCGCUGUCAAAAUGGUCGCCGAUAUAGCUGAUAAAGAUUUGAAAUUUACUGUUAACUGGGCUAAACAAAUUCCAGGUUUUCAGCAGUUGCCUAUGACAGAUCAAAUGAGUUUACUUCAAGGUUCCUGGAUGGAGAUAUUGCUCAUCGGACUCCUCUAUCGCUCCCUUCAUCUCACAAAUCCUGAUAGAGUCUUAUUUACGGACAACCUGAUCAUGACGAAAGCAGAUUCUAAACUAAAUGGGUUCGAUUCGCUAGCUGAUCGAUCUUUAUACCUCGUUAAAAGAAUGCGAGAGUUGGAUAUCCAGAGGGAAGAAUAUGUUUUAUUGAAAGCAAUAGCACUCAUCAAUGCAGAUGUGACUGACGUUGAUUGCCCAUCUGGUAUUGAGCAGCUGGAACUGAGAAUUUACGAUGCACUGCACGAAUUUACACAAACCCAUUACCCAGCCACUUGCGCACGGCGUGAGAUGAAACUAAUAACAUUACUUCCUGGAUUCAGACAGCUUUCAAAUGAUUCCAUUAAUCAUUUCAAUAGGAACUUUAUAGAAAGAAAUGUACCAAUGCGGCAACUGUUUAGAGAAAUGAUAGAAGCCAAACAUGAUUGUUAAUUAAAGGUGGCCAGAAAGAAUGGCUAACCAUUUGCGCCACGUAAGGCGCGAUAGUUUUUUAGUUGGAGUUGGUGGCGCUGUUAGCAAUAUGCUAGCCCUAUAUACAUCAUAACAUAUUAUGCACUUCUGUUUAAAUCAUGGUAUUAUUUGAUGUUAUUUAAGGUUAACUAAAGAAAAUACGGUAAUGCAAACUUUUUCCAAAAUGUGAACUCUUUUAUAGCGGAUACAUGUGAAGCUCCUCAGAGAAUGUUAAUGCCGAAAGUGUCACUUCACCGCCAAGUACCAACGUAUAAACGGCGUAAAUCUUGUAUGAAUUUUAAAUACAGUAUAAAUUUUCCGAUUUUACCCUUGUUUUCUCGGGAUGGAAAAUCGAAAAUGUGGAGUGAUGUAUAAGUAAUAAAAUAAUUAUUGUUUUACAAUUUAAAUUGACCUUCGCAAAGUGAUUCGGGUUUUUUUUAUCAAUCCAGAAAACUUUGGUUGAAAACAGUGCGUUUCAUAACUUUUUUAUUGUCUUUGUAUUUGUAAUCUGUGUAAAACGAAUAUUUUCAGUCCGACGACUCGGCAUUUUAAUUACAGUACAGUAUUAUGGUUUCUUGGUUGUCUUAAGUUGUUAGGUAUAGGUAUUAAUUUCGUGUUGAUCCUAAUUAACUAACACAAGAAAUUUAAUUAUAGCAAAUGAAAUUGAUGCUAUGUUGGAAAAUUUAUGUUACCUGAUUAUAAAUAUGUAUAGCAAUAAUUACUUGGAUUACCUUUUAGCAUUAGUUAAAGAACAAUAUCCGUUCUAAUAAAAAUACAUUGUCAUUCCAUUGCCUUUGUAAAUAUGCAACAAAUUUAACAGAUCAUUUGGGGGAUGAAUAUCUUUAUUUUCUUAACAGAUUUAUAUACAUAUAGUUUGAUUUAUAUAUGAAUAUAAAAAUAAAUAAUAUAAGUAUAA